Messenger RNA from Schizosaccharomyces japonicus yFS275, 682 nucleotides. RefSeq lists its product as hypothetical. The transcript has a single exon. The coding region runs from base 113 to 682 and encodes 189 amino acids. Gene Ontology annotation, cellular component: membrane. NCBI's taxonomy places the organism in Eukaryota, Fungi, Ascomycota, Schizosaccharomycetes, Schizosaccharomycetales, Schizosaccharomycetaceae. The record is from RefSeq and is a predicted model, not a curated record.
CGCCUUUUGAACGGUUCAUGUACAUAUAAAAAGGGGAAAUAAUUACCUUGUGUAAUUACAAUAACACUUUACGAAGUAUUCUUUAAUUGUAUUUUUUAGCGAUAACUUACAGAUGGGCAUAUUUAAAGUUAAUGGGUAUGUUCCAACAAAAUGGCUUGGCAUUGUCGCAGUUAUCUCGUUUGCCGUUAGCGGAAUUAUCAACAUUUUGCAAAUAAUUAAAUAUCGUAACCGCGCUUCAAUUAUUUCAUUCAUCGGGACCACCGGUGAAGUCAUUGCUUGGAUUGCCCGACUGUAUUCUUCAUCUCACAGUAAUGAUACAAGUCUUGUAUCAGCUGGUUUGCAAAGUGCUAUGAUCAUGGAUUUCCCCGUUUUUUAUACAGCGCAAUUGUAUACAGCUAUUAAGCAUCUGAUAACACAAUAUGGAGCUAAUGUUGAUAUACUUGGCUCUACUUUCUAUGGACUUGCAUUUAUCAUCUGUGAUAUAAUUUCAUUGCUCAUUCAGUUUGCUGGAGGUAAUAUUGCUAUCGGAGCAAAUGAAAAUAGCAGGAAGGAGAGAAUUGGUUCUACUAUCAUGUUACUUGGUAUUUGUCUGCAGCUUGUAACGGUGUUCACUUUCGCCGGGUGCAGUCUUGAUUAUUGGUACAAUCAUCAUUAUAGUAAGUCAUAUGGAGAUUUGACUUGA